AAUCAAAGUGAGGUAUCGGAUUUGCGCACAGAGGUUCUCCUCAUGGACCUUCUGAAAUCACACUACGGAGUUGUGCAAGUCCACGAAGUGUUUGAGGACCACAAGGCCGUUCAUCUCGUCAUGGAACUCUGCAACAGUGGUGAUCUCUUUGACUUCAUACAAAGCGCCCCCAAAGGCCGACUAACUGAGCAACAAGCCGCAUCCGUGAUGAGACAACUGCUGAACGCUCUCCACCACUGCCACUCCCUCGGUGUGCUUCACCGCGAUGUGAAGCCCGAAAACAUCCUCCUGUGCGACCGGGUACCGCAUCAAUCGCGCGACGGGGAUGUGAGGAUCAAGCUCAGUGACUUUGGAGUGGCUGGAUUUCUCAAUGAGGACGGUGUAUGCACGGACAGCGCAGGCACAUCAGAGUACAUGGCACCAGAGGUGGCCAUGAAAGCACCCUACAACGCCAAGGCGGACGUCUGGAGCGCCGGAGUCGUCCUGCACGCCAUGCUAGCUGGCGCCCUUCCCUCCUGGGCGGCGCUACCAGACAAGUUCAAAGAGGAGGCUGAAAGCAUGAGCGACGGUAGCAGGAAGGGGAAGGCGACGACGAUGCAGGAGGGAAUUGCACGGAACGAUCUUAAACUGAAGAGCCGGGUGUGGAGGGGUGUGUCGGAGGAGGCUAAGCAUCUGCUGAGAGCCUUGCUGAGGAAGGACCCGGCGGAAAGACCCUCGGCUUUAGAGGCAUUGAGUCAUCCGUGGUUGAAGAAUGCCACACAGGAGUGCCAACAGCUGGUGAAAGCUUUUCAGCAGUGCAUCAAUGCAGCCUGCACUAAUGUGGGAGAAGCAGUACAGUCUCAUUCGCUAUUGCUAGCUUAA
This is a messenger RNA of Closterium sp. Naga37s-1, 861 nucleotides long. NCBI's taxonomy places the organism in Eukaryota, Viridiplantae, Streptophyta, Zygnematophyceae, Desmidiales, Closteriaceae. The record is from the annotation of a GenBank genome assembly.